AUGUAUGCCAUAUUGAACGCACCGGGUUCUUGGCAUGAUUCUGCUGUAGCAGUUCCUCUCUACGAGCGACUCCUCAAUCACACCCCCGAGGGAUAUAGAAUCAUAAGCGACACAGCCUUUCCACGCAAGAGUCAACGGCUUCAGAGACAAAUAUUGGCACCGAUCAAGCGAGGAGAUCGGCUACCUGAAACCCCCAGAUUGUUCUCUCGCAUGAAGUUACUCAACGAGGAGGUAGUAUCGGCUCGACAGGCAGCAGAGUGGGGGAUGCGCUCCUUGCAAGGCUCACUUGCCCGCUUGAAGCUACCAAUGCCUGCAGCAGAUCAGUCUCAACAAUUGUGA
Molecule: messenger RNA, 339 nt
Organism: Puccinia graminis f. sp. tritici CRL 75-36-700-3
Lineage: Eukaryota; Fungi; Basidiomycota; Pucciniomycetes; Pucciniales; Pucciniaceae
Exons: 1
Coding region: 1-339 (112 amino acids)
Source: RefSeq, a predicted model, not a curated record